AUGGUUCGUAGUACGACAGUUUUUGUAAGUCUCUUCCUGUUUAUGUCGCCGAAAGAAACCGAAAAACAGAUCUCGGAUUUGGGAGAUUGUACGCCCUUCAGACGACAAUAUGGUACUGUUAUGGAACGCGUUCUGCCUAAGGACUACCGAUGGUCUAAUGCUACGAUACCAUACGUAUAUGAUGGAGUUUUUGAUGCAAUUGAACUAUCGAGCAUAGCCGGCACAAUGGAGCUAUUAGCCGCACAGUCCUGCCUACGAUUUAAGCAACGAACCUCAGAAAACCACUACCUCGUAGUAUCUAACCGGCUGGGAGCAGGAUGUUGGGCAGAUACAGGCCGCCAGCCACAAGGACAAACGUACAUGAACCUCUCGCAACAGUGCACUAAACACCCCGGAACGAUACUGCACGAGCUGAUGCACGUGAUUGGUUUGCUGCAUCAACAUACGCGACCCGAUCGCGAUCAUUACCUGUGCGUGUUGUACGACAACGUAAUGCCGCAUCCCGUGGCUCAAUACAGCUACGAAAUCGUUCGACCUUGGACGGAUCUUGCAUUCCCGUUGCCUUACGACUUUGAAAGCAUUAUGCAUUAUACGCCGGAGAUGUACAGUGUCGCACCGGGCCGAUUGCCCACCAUGGUCCCACGCCAUCCCUGGAAUAACAUCGCAUUGGGUCAAAGAGAUCGACUUACCGACUAUGACGUGCUAGGAAUACAGUUCCUUUACUGCCUGUAG
This is a messenger RNA of Anopheles marshallii, 732 nucleotides long. Its product is annotated as astacin-like. NCBI's taxonomy places the organism in Eukaryota, Metazoa, Arthropoda, Insecta, Diptera, Culicidae. The coding region runs from base 1 to 732 and encodes 243 amino acids. The transcript is spliced from 4 exons. Gene Ontology annotation, molecular function: metalloendopeptidase activity; zinc ion binding. Gene Ontology annotation, biological process: proteolysis. The record is from RefSeq and is a predicted model, not a curated record.